This is a messenger RNA of Tarenaya hassleriana, 1505 nucleotides long. Its product is annotated as F-box/kelch-repeat protein SKIP6-like. The coding region runs from base 95 to 1264 and encodes 389 amino acids. The transcript is spliced from 2 exons. The record is from RefSeq and is a predicted model, not a curated record. Lineage: Eukaryota; Viridiplantae; Streptophyta; Magnoliopsida; Brassicales; Cleomaceae. Gene Ontology annotation, molecular function: protein binding.
UUAUAUAUGGGGUCAUCUCGAUGUUUUCUAAACGUCAAGGUCUUUGUAGCAAAGUAGGUCCUGCGAGAGUGUAGGUCCAUUCUGCAAUUUACCAAUGUCCUCCCCCGUCGCCGAAGCCGAAGAGCCACCACCACUGAUUCCGCCAUUUCCGGAUGAUGUCGCUGUGAACUGUAUCGCUCGCGUCCCGAGAUGUUUCCAUCCGAGCCUGGCCCUCGUCUCCAAGGGCAUUACAUCGCUUCUCACUUCGACCGAUCUUUACGCCGCGCGAUCCAUCCUCGGAUGCGCCGAAUCGGUCCUCUGCAUCUGCCUAGGGUUCAUGGAUGAUCCCGAAACUCACUGGUACACUCUCACCCGAAAACCCUUUCGGACCAAACCCCCAUCGACGACGACGACCGAGGAUCCGUUCGUCCUCGUCAAGUCCUUUGUCUCCCCGCCUCGGGUCCAAUUCGGCACCGUCUCGGUCGGUUCGGAGAUCUACUUCAUCGGUGGAUCGAACGGUGGCGUGCCCACCUCGAGCGUUUCGAUCUUCGACUUCGUAUCUCGCACUUACCGAGAAGCCCCGAACAUGCUGAUGCCGCGCAGCAUAGCCACCGGACUGUUCGUCGACGGGAAGAUAUACGUGGCCGGAGGGUGCAAGGUCGACGAUUGGGAGAGAUGGGCUGAGGUUUUCGACCUCAAGACGCAGACUUGGGAGUUCGUCCCGAGCCCGAGCGCCGAGUUACGCCAGAAAUGGACGACCCAGAUGAGGUCAAUGCGGUAUAAGAACCCGGAGUUUCGCGAGAAGAACGUGCGAGACAUCGCGUUAGUGGACGGGAAGAUUUACUUCUUAGGCAAUAGAAACAGUGUAGCUUACGAGCCGAAGGAAGGCAGAUGGGAAAUGGUGGACGAUGAGAUGCAUAUAUGGUGUAAGGGGACAUCGGCCGUCGUGGACAAUGUACUGUACCGUUUCGGGCUGUCGGGGAGAUUGUUAUGGUACAACGCGAUGAAGAAGGUGUGGAAAAACGUGAAGGGUGUGGAAGAACUGCCUGAAGGUUUUGAGAGGGUGUUAAUGAUGAGUCAUGGAGGAAAGCUUGGUGUAUUCUGGGAAAAUGAUUGGGAAUGUAGCCGCAGACAUGAUGGGUACAAGGAGGUUUGGUACGGAGAGAUUGUGUUGGAAGGUCUCAACAAAGACCAUGACAUGAUUGGGAGGUUUCACUGGUCCAAAUCUGUGCUUACAGUCCUUAAUGAUUAUUAUAUUCUGGAAUCUGCAACUGCUACUCUUUGAUCAUCCUCUGCAAGAGACGAGGGAGAGGCCGAGAGGCCACUCGCUGGGAGAUUUGGCCGUUUGGUCAUGCUGUGUUUACUGUCUUUAAUUUGUAUUCAGGGAGCGAUGAUCACCCAUAAGAUGGCUUCAACUAUUGGAACUAUCAUCCGGGGUUAUAUGUUUUUGCCUCUGUGAUGUUUCUCCAAGACCUUCGUAUAAGUAUUUUUGUGAUGAAUGAUUUCUUAAAUAAAAGUUUUUUUUU